AUGUUUCUCCAGUAUUACCUAUGUGAGCAGGGCGGUCAUGUCUAUACACUGAAGAAAUUUGACCCUAUGGGACAACAGAUUUGCUCUGCCCAUCCUGCUCGGUUCUUCCCAGAUGAUAAAUAUUCAAGACACCGAAUCACUAUCAAGAAACGCUUCAAGGUGCUCAUGACCCAGCAACCCUGUCCUAUCCUCUGA
Arvicanthis niloticus (Nile rat) is the source of this 195-nucleotide messenger RNA. The record is from RefSeq and is a predicted model, not a curated record. NCBI's taxonomy places the organism in Eukaryota, Metazoa, Chordata, Mammalia, Rodentia, Muridae.